UGCCUCAGAAGGGUUCUUGUCUCCAUCUUAAAGCAGAAAAAUCCAAAGGCGGAUCAUAAAGACUACAGGUCUCAAGUAGCUGGAUGACCACUUCCAUCGAAGAUGGAAUUAAACUCCACCCCAAUGGAGCAGCUCUCUGCAGGAACUCAGACUUACCACCUCAGGCCACGCCUCGAGUUGAGAGAAACAGAGACUACAAUUCCCAUGAACCCUCGCGGCAUCGCGUGGUGCCGGUCGCGAGCUCGGGCGCGUAGCAAGCUGCCGCUGGAAUUACUCGGGACGUCAGGACUGCGUCUCUCGAGGCGUCUAGAGCCCGUCCAGGUUGGCUACCCGCGCUGAGCAGCCCUCCCUUCUCCGUCGCGGAUGCCGAGCGUGGCGCUGCUUCGACGCCUGGUGCCCAUGGCCACCCGCGUCUGUUCGUCCCGGGGCUGCGCGGGAUCAGCGACCAUCGGUCCGGUCGAGGCUGCCAUCCGCACGAAGCUGCAACAAGCCCUGAGCCCCGAGGUGCUGGAGCUGCGCAACGAGAGCAGCGGCCACGCUGUUGCCCCGGGCAGUGAGACGCAUUUUCGCGUGGCCGUGGUGAGCUCUCGUUUCGAAGGACUGAGCCCCCUGCAACGGCACCGGCUAGUCCACGAGGCGUUGUCGGAGGAGCUGGCCGGGCCCAUCCAUGCCCUGGCCAUCCAAGCCCGCACCCCCGCUCAGUGGAGGGAGAACCCUCAGUUGGACACUAGCCCUCCCUGCUUGGGUGGGAGCAAGAAAACUCGAGGAACCCCUGCCCCCUAAGAGAUGGGGAGGACCAGGAUCUGAAGGGGCUGGGUGAGAAUGAACUACCUCAACACUUUGGUUUGUAAUGAUGAGGACCCUUGGGCCCCAUUCAGUUGAGGCAUACAUGUUCUCUAGUAGCUUGUUUUUCCGUGUGACAUUGUCCAUAAGGAAUUGCACUUCUCCUGAUUAUUAAAACAUUAAAGACAAGUUACCCUAUGAGGUAUGUUGCAGCGUACUUAA
Dipodomys spectabilis (banner-tailed kangaroo rat) is the source of this 1005-nucleotide messenger RNA. It is a transcript of the gene Bola1, whose product is annotated as bolA family member 1. Lineage: Eukaryota; Metazoa; Chordata; Mammalia; Rodentia; Heteromyidae. The record is from RefSeq and is a predicted model, not a curated record. Gene Ontology annotation, cellular component: mitochondrion. The coding region runs from base 364 to 783 and encodes 139 amino acids. The transcript is spliced from 3 exons.